UCUGUGUCAAGAGCAGUUUAGCCUUUUGAUUGGUUAAAAAAUAUUACUGGCGGCAAAAAAUGAAAGUUAAUUUGUUUGGAUCUUGUCGAUAAUUUCAUGUGAAGUUUGUUUGUACUUUAUUUAUUUCGUGCUGUAAGAAUUUUCAUUGAGAAAUAGUUUUUUAGGAUGGAGUCGUUUUGCAACUCUCCCCAACCGGAAAUGCCUAACGUGAGGCUGAAUUUAAAUGAUGCGUUCGAAAAAGAGGAUCCUAAACAGUCUGAUAAUAUGAGCGUGUAUGCUCGUAUUCGCCCAAUGCUGCAAAGAGAAGAAGAUGCUGGCUAUAAGCAAUGUAUAGCAGCAAUAGAUGAUGUUACUGUGAGAGCUGUUUUCCCUAAGAGUUCAUUGAAAUUCAAAAAUAAUAAGGAGGAAUCUAUAGCAGAUUUUACCUAUAGUCGAGCAUUUGGACCUGAGACUGGCCAAUUUCUCUUUUUUGAGGAAACUAUCAUGAAAACAAUGCAAAACUUCAUUGAUGGCCAGAACUCCUUAGUUUUUAGCUAUGGCAUCACCAAUUCUGGUAAAACGUAUACUUUACAAGGAAAUGAAGAGAACCCAGGUGUCAUUAUCCUUGCUUUACGGCUCUUUUUUUCUGCAAUUGAGCAUCAGCUUUUAGAAAAAUUUUGUGUGAAGCCGGAUAAAUUUUCGGAUCUGAAUAGUUUAGAAGAAUCUGAUAUAAUGAAAGAGAUUUCUAUAAAAGAAGAUUUAAUGAAGUUUUAUAACCAAGAGGUGGUUAACAAGUCUGCUGAAUCUUCUAGCAUUUCAAAAUCAUUUGCUAUGAAAUUAUGCGAUUGUUUUUCUGAUAGAUAUGAGAAUCUGGGAGAUAUUGAGACAACAUUGCCCCCAGAAGAAAUGGAAGCCGCUCAAUGUGCUGCAGUUCUGAAAACGUUGAGCAAAGAAACUGCAGAUCGGCAAAGUGGAAAAUGCAACAUCUGGAUUUCUUUCAUUGAAAUCUACAAUGAAUAUAUAUAUGAUCUCCUCCAACCGAAUGUGUUUCCAAGAAAAAAACUCCAGUUGGCAGAGGAUCUGAAUGGAGAUGUAUACGUCAAAGGUGCUAAAGAAGUAUAUGUUGCUAAUGUGGAGGAGGCAUUGAAACUACUGCAUAUUGGAAGAAAAAGCUUGAGAAUCGCAUGUACAAAAUUAAAUUACCAAUCUAGUAGAAGUCAUUGCAUAUAUAUUGUGAAAGUGGUUCGUUUAAGUGAUGACUUCGAUUCAUUUCGGAUAAACAGGUUAGCUUUCUGUGACUUAGCUGGUUCAGAGCGAGCAAGCAAGUCUGAUACAUCUGGGAUGAGACUAAAAGAAGCUGGUUAUAUCAACACGUCAUUACUUGUAUUAGGAAGAUGCUUGGAACAGCUUAGACAAAAUCAAAACUCCAAAGAUAAAAAACUCAUUCCAUUUAGAGAAAGUAAGCUGACUCGACUUUUUUCUGGUCAUUUUAUGGGCAAAGGCAAUGCAGUUAUGAUCGCAAAUGCCAGUCCCUGUGAAUAUACCUUUGAUGAGACCUUGAAUGUCCUUAAAUUUUCAGCUGUUGCAAAAGAACUUAUUUUGAAUGACACUUAUAUGAAAAUGGCUUCAAGCUCCUUACAAAGUAUCUCGAGCCAGUGGUCUCAGUGCAGAGCCCAAAGUUCCAGUUUUACUCUCGAUCAAAGCUCUGACAUUGAAAAUUCUUUGCUUGAAGAUAUUCACCAAAAAGAUGAAUUAAUUGAGAAAUUGUUGGAUCUAGCAGAUUCUCUCAGAAAUAAUUUAGAGGAAGAGAAGAAAGAGAAAUUUAAUUUAGAAUAUUCUAUUCGCCAAAAAGUUUGUGAAGAGUAUUCUAAAUAUACUGAUGAACUGCUAGACAAACAAGAAAGAAGAUAUGAUAGCCUCAUGGAAGAUCUAAGAGAGCAGCAUAAGAAACGCUUAACUGAGAUCGAAAAAAUAAAGGAUGAGCAGAUUAGACAGCUUAGAGAGGAACUGGAAGCUUCAACUGAUGAAAGCUUUCAAUCGGUAGACACCAGUCUAACUUCUAACAUUCAAUGCAAGACAGAAACACCAGUUAAUGCUGAAGUUUCUGUUAAGGAUCAUCCAAAAGCAGAAGCUCUUUUAAAAUGUGAUCAUAUUCCUGAAAUAGAGAGAUUAUCUGCUGAUUUGAUUUCACUAAAAGAGGAUCUAAAUCUUGUGACCUCUGAGCGAGACUCAGCUAAGGAGGAAUUAGAACAGAUGUCUCAGCUCUUGCAAGAAUAUGAAGGAAAGUUGAUUUCAUUGAAGGAAAGUCUUAAUGUGAUAACCGCUGAGCGGGAUGAAGCAAAAGAAAAAUUAGAUCAAAUGUCUCAGCUUUUUGAAGAAUCUGAAACGAAUAAAUCAUCAACUGACGAUAAAUGUUUGCAAUUAGAGUCAAAACUACAGGAAUCAUGUAACGUUCUAGAGCAGUUUGAAAAAGAAGUUGCUUCAUUAAGAUCAGAAAUGUUUGCUGCUGAAAACAAAAUUGCUGAAGUAACUGAGGAAAAGCAAAAGCUGCAGGAAACUGUAUUUUCGCUCUCUGAAGAAUUAACUUCUUCAUCUGAACUUAUUGAAAAAAUGAAAAGUGAGAAACUCGAGAUUGAAAACAGUUUGACUACAUCAUUGGAAAGUCUUAAAGUUUCUUCAUCUGAGCUGAUUGAAAAGCUGAAAAGUGAGAAAUUAGAACUUGAAAACAAUUUGGCUUCAUCUGUGGAAGUUCUUAAAGGAACUAAUGAAAAACAUGAUGAUCUUAGUAAAAAAUUAUAUGAGGCCACUGAAACUAUUGAGCAACAGAAGGCCAAGAUAUUUGCUUUAGAAUCUGAGUGUGACGCUAACAAAAAUGAGGCUACCAAAUUGUUUGAUAAAUGCAAAACUCUUGAAGAAGAAAUAGGAUUAGUUUCUCAAAAUUUGGAGGCAUUGAAUUCUCAAAAGGAAGCUGCUGAAAAACUUAAUGAUGAUCUGGUAAAUUCAUUAAAAUCAGAUUUGGUAAGCAGUGAGGAAAAAUUUUCAAAGAUAAAAUUGAAACUAGAAGAAACUGAUGGUGUUGCAGAAACUAAAGAUGCUGCUUUUAAUCAGCUAAAAGAUGAAUACACAUGCUUGCAGCAAGAAUUGGCUGUCUUAGAAUUGGCUGCUUCACUUGGUGAGAAAUGCAAUUUGGAACUUACAGAUUUGAAACAGAAAUUGAACGAUGCACAGAAAUCACUUGAAGAACAGGAAAUCUUUGUAUCGACCUUAAAAUCUGAGAACACUAAAUUAUCAAAAGACAUCGAAACAUUGAAAAUUGAACUGGAUAGUAAAUCUGAAGAUAGUUUGAAUAGUGAAGCUGAAAUAAGUUUUGGUCCUAAAGAUAAAGAACUUGAUGAUUUCAAAAUGCAAUUGUCCGAGAAGGAAAUUGAAUGUGACACUCUGAAUAAUAAGUGCAAUUCACUUCUAUUCAAGCAACGUGAGCUGGAAGUAGAAAUAGCUGCACUCACGAAAGAUUUAGCAUCUUCAUCUGAGCUUAUCGAAAAACUGAAAAAUGAAAAACUAGAACUUGAAAGCAGAAUAGAAACAUCUGGUGAAAACCUUACAGGAGCUGAAAAGAAUUAUGAUGAUCUUAGUAAGAAAUUGAAUGAUGCUACAGAAACUAUUGAAACACAGAAGGCCAAGAUUUUUGCUUUGGAAUCUGAUCGUGAUGCUAACAAAAAUGAAGCUUGCAGUUUAUUUGAUAAAUGCAAAUCCCUCGAGGAAGAAAUAAAAUUAGUGACUAAAAAUUCAGAAACCUUAAGAUCACAAAAGGAAGCUGCCAAAAAGAUCGGUGAUGGUCUGAUAAGCUCCUUGAAAUCAGACUUGGUAAACAGUGAAAAACAAAAUUCCGAGAUAAAAUUGAAACUGGAGGAGGCUGUUGCAUUAGCUACAAGUAGAGAAACAGCAUGCAAUCAGCUAAAAGAGGAACAUACAUCCUUGCAGCAGAAAUACGCUCUCUUAGAAAAUAAACUUUCUUCACUUGAAGAUAUUCAUGGUGAGAAGUGUAAUUUGGAGUUGACAGAUUUGAAGCAGAAGUUAAGUGAUGCACAGAAGUCCUUAGAGGAACAAGAAAUAUUUAUAUCCACAUUAAAAUCUGAGUAUGCUAAAUUAACACAUGACAAUGAAACUUUAAAAAUUGAAAUGGAUCGCAAAUCAGAUGAGAGUAUACAUAGUGAAGCUGAAAUAAGUUUCGGAGCUGGAGCUAAAGAACUUGAUGAUUUAAAAAUACAAUUAUCAGAAAAAGAAAAGGAAUAUGAAACUCUUAAUAAUAAGUAUAAUGGCCUGGAAGAUAAAAUUGCUGCACUCACCAAAGAUUUGGAAUCUGCUUAUAAUGAUCGAGAAGUUUAUGAAAAAGAAAAGGCUGCUGCUACAGAAUCUUUAGAAAAUCUGAAAACAGAUUUCCAGAAUGUUUCUGCCACUUUGACGCAAAAAGAAACUGACCUAGUAAGCUUAAAGAAUGAGUGUACUCUAUACAGAGAAGAAAUUUCAGACUUAAAGAAAUCAGAGAGUGAUUUGAAAGAUAAGUCUGAAGAUUUAAUGAAUAAACUUGAUGCUGCCAAUAUAGAGCUAUCAGAUUUGAAGACAAAGCUACUGACUUUGGAAUCUGAAUUAAUUGAUAUGCAAGCUGUUGGGGAGGAAAAGAAACUGUUGGAAGAAAAAUACUCUUCUCUGAUUGAAAAUAACACACUAGAAGAGUCACAACAUAGAGUCCAGGAAAUGAAUACGGAAAAUCAAAAGCUGUUAAAACAAAGAAUCGGGAACUCAUAUGAGGAAAAACCUAAAAAGAAAACUGCAGCUACUAAAAUGAAAAUUGAAUGUGAUGACAAAGAAAAUUCAGAUAAAUCUGAAUCAUUCAAGGAUGUGAAAUUGAAGAGAAACUCUUCAACUACCUCUGAGGAAGGUCAGGAAGUAAGAAAGACAAGACGCGCUCUCAGAACUAGACAGGCGACCUCAGUUGUAACAGAAUAUGAGGAUGUAUGUAAUAUUUCUAAAGAUGACAUUGAUGAGAAGCCAAGAACUGUGUCUCGAAAAAGGAAAUCAGAUGAGGAAUUCGUCCCAGCCAAGAAAUCUCAAAAGGAAACAUCUAAACUUCGUAAAAUUCCAUCCAGACAAAUGCUAAAAGAUAAAAAAGCUCAAAAUGGCAACAUGAGCCCUGCUCAAAAAGUUGCUGCUUUUGUUGGUUCAACAAUUCAGAGAGUUGCCAAUACAGUAACUAGUAUGCCAAGUCCUCGUAUGACCAGAGGCCGAAAAAAGCUUUUCAAUACGGAAACUGCUUCAUCUCCUAAUAAAAAAAAUUGGAAAUACUGAUGGUCUACAAAUGGAUGACAUUUGAUUUUAAGAAUUUAUUUAUUCGGAAUUCGUUUUUUUUUUUAUAUUCAGAAUGCUUUUAUAUUACCUCGUUCAUUAUAUAUAUCCCUCAUUCAUAUUGAUUUUAAUAUUUAUAUAUUUGAUAAUAAAUUCCUUUUCUAGAAUUGUAUUGCUUUUUUAUGUGUUUUCUAAUUGAAUGUAAUUAACUAAUGUUAAAAGUACUUAAGCUUCUUCUCUUAUUUAUUCAUUUAUUUUUUUAUUGUGGCCAAAAAGUCUUAAAAAUAUUUAAUGUAUCAUUGAGAUUAUAGUCACUGAAGUCAAUAAAAUUUUCUGUAAUUCCUAAGUACAUAUUCUAUUGAUUAUAAAGUUAUGACAAUCAAAAAAAAAAGAAAGGAUCGUAUUGUUAUUU
Molecule: messenger RNA, 5734 nt
Organism: Parasteatoda tepidariorum (common house spider)
Lineage: Eukaryota; Metazoa; Arthropoda; Arachnida; Araneae; Theridiidae
Source: RefSeq, a predicted model, not a curated record